Messenger RNA from Capra hircus (goat), 785 nucleotides. RefSeq names its product transmembrane protein 211 (gene LHFPL7). Gene Ontology annotation, cellular component: membrane. Bases 22 to 408 code for a protein of 128 amino acids. The record is from RefSeq and is a predicted model, not a curated record. Lineage: Eukaryota; Metazoa; Chordata; Mammalia; Artiodactyla; Bovidae. The transcript has 2 exons.
UCCUGGCAGGUUUCAGCUGCAAUGCUCCUUGGAGGCUGGCUCCUAUUGGCUUUCAGUACAAUUCUCCUCCUGUCCUGGGCCCUUGCCCCCGAAGGACUGUGUCCACGGAGGGGCAGUGGUUCAAUGCCAGGGGUACAAGCCGCAGCAGCCAUCGCCACCAUCAUGGGCCUGCUGGUUUUCCCCAUCAGCUUGGCCUCGCCGUUUGCCAAGGAAGCCUGCGUAGCCUCCUCCAUGUACCAUGGUGGUCAGUGCCAGCUAGGCUGGGGCUAUGUGACCGCCAUCCUCAACGCAGUCCUGGCCAGCCUCCUGCUUGUGAUCAGGCGGCCCCACGUGACUGAGGUCCAGCGGAGGACCAUCUUCUCCAGUGACACUGGGAGCAUCAUCCUUGUGCCAGAAACGACCAAAUAAAAAUAUCUCAGGAGGAGCAAAAGGAGCCCACGCUAGAGUUGUAUGAAAUCACCACACACCCAGGUUCAAAUCCCACCUCUGCUGCUUGCUGGCCGUGUGGCCUCAGGCAAAUUGCCUCAUCUCUCUGGACCUCAGCGUAUAACUUCUAUAAAAUGGGGUGGGGCAGGGGGUUGAAAUAAUGCCUACCUCGGAGGGCAGUUAUGAGAAUUAAGAUGCUGUGUAUAAAUAAAGCCCUUAGCAUAUGUUAGGCAAACUUUAGCUAUUAUUAUUAUAAUCCUGACCCCACAGGAGGAUUGUGGUGAGCAUAAACCUCUUCAUGAAAAGUGCCUGGGGGCAAUUCUGGAUCCUUGUCACUCAGAUACUACACCUUUUAAUGG